CACACAACACAGCACAUAAGACACCAAAUGUCUGCUGCAUUAAGUCUGCGUCUGUUACACUGCUACUCGAAGCAAGGCACCUUUGGGCAUGGUUCUGGUGUUAUGCGCACACUUAGCGUUAGCGCACCGAGAGAAGGCUACAAGUAUGUAAAUGCCCAGGAGCAGCCAACUGACCUGAGGUCCAUCACUGACCGGGCUGCAACAACCCUCUUAUGGACUGAGCUUUUCAGAGGUUUGGCAAUGACCAUGAGCUACCUGUUCCGUGAGCCUGCCACCAUCAACUACCCGUUUGAGAAAGGUCCGCUGUCGCCACGGUUUCGAGGCGAGCACGCCCUCCGCCGGUACCCCAAUGGAGAGGAGCGCUGCAUUGCUUGUAAGCUGUGUGAAGCCAUCUGCCCUGCUCAGGCCAUUACUAUUGAAGCGGAGACUCGAGCUGAUGGUAGCAGGAGAACUACACGUUACGAUAUCGAUAUGACCAAGUGUAUCUACUGUGGUUUCUGUCAGGAAGCCUGUCCUGUUGACGCCAUUGUUGAGGGGCCAAACUUUGAAUAUGCUACAGAGACACAUGAGGAGCUGCUGUACAACAAAGAGAAGCUGCUCAACAACGGAGACCGUUGGGAGGCUGAGAUAGCAGCCAACAUACAGGCUGAUUAUCUUUACAGAUGAACUGCGUCAUCAGUAACAAACAUUUUAACAUAUAUGUGCAAUAAAAGAAAUAGCUACAUGUAGCCUUACUGAUGCAAAAGUGAAAUGGGGGUAAGCCAUGCUGCAGAUACGCACAAAUUAUACACUGCCUGGUGAAAAAUAUCAUGUUAUUUUGCUGACCCAGCUUUAGCUGUAACUAUAAUUUUAAUUUAUCAGUGAGCUUAUAACAAACUAUUCUCAAACAAAGUGGCAGUUUUAAGACGUUACAUUCGGUUGAACUGUGGGAUAAAGUCUUUUGGACAUUUCUUGCCAGAGCCACCCAUGUGUGGAAACAAUGAUUAAUUGUCUUAAAACUGUUACGUUAGAAUGUACCUGCCACCAGGAAGGAAAUAAUCCUUUUAUGGAAAAAAGGUCAGUUAACACAUUUGGGUUGUCAGCUUGCCUUUUAUAACUGAUUCACACUAUUUAUGAUGAAUUCAUCAACUUGUCCACUCCUCUUCUUAAUAUAAUGCUUUCAUCUCUCUGAAUCAGAGGACUCAUUUGACCAUGUGACUUUUUGCCAUUGUUUCAGAUUAUAAUCCUUCUCCUUUCUAUUAAGAUGAAGUAAGCUGUUUUCCACUGUUAACUUUAUUGAAUGUUUUUUUUUAUUUCUUGCGGCUGUUUGUACAGCUUUUUAGUCCAAUUGAUUGGAGCAGUAUCCACAUUGCAUUCUUUAUUUUUAACUUGACUGUGCAGUGAGUGUUUCCAAGUGUUAAUUAAUUGGUUUAUUGUAUUUAUUUAAAUAUUUAUUUAUGAAGCGUGUCACAGUUCAAAAGCAUUUUACCAGAUUUUUAUAAUGAAUUUGACAUUCCUUAUCCUAAGGGUUUAAGGCUGUUGAAAGUGCGAUGCUGAUUCCAUGGGCAACCUUUGAAAUAAUUUUGCGUGGCCCUCGAUCACAAUUCAAGAGUAGCAUCACUGGUACUAACACAAGCAAUUGAUGCAGACGGACACUUUCAAAACUUGUUUAUGGCGAGAUCUUCACUGACAAGUUAAAAUCUUUUUAAAAUGGAAAAGUUAAAUACAACAAACUCUAUAUUUGUCUUUUAUUAACACUGCCGCAUAAUGUACAGGACCACAAACAUCCAGCUUACUCAAAUCAGGUUGGGGGUCUGCUAUUCAUUAAAUCUGAUUAAGUCGAUAAAGCAUUUUUGAGGAAAAGAGUGAUCUUCAUACUACUUUUUUUCUAAGCGAAGAAAAUACAAAGUUAGGACAUCAGAUACCUUCCCAACAAGAAUCAGAUUAUUUUAUUUCAUUAACAUAUUGCAAUUAGUUUGCGAAAAAUAUAUGUUUCUGUUUUUACUUGUUAAAUGAUCACCGUUUCUUGUGUUUUUAAAGACAGGUUGACAAUAUUGGCCCAAGUGUCAAAUAAUUUGGAUACCUCUGGUUUAAGCAGCCCCCCUGUUUUAUUUAUUUGAUGCAAAACAGAAGUGUGACAUUUUUGUUGUUUGUUUUUUAGUGCAAAGUUCUUACUUUUACCCCAUUAAUAGAUUAUUUUUGGCCUAGCAGUGUUGUGUUUUUAAACUGUUUGAUGUCAAAUUUUGCAGUCUUUAUAGAGCAAUUACUGUGACACAGUGAUAUGUAUUUUUUGAUUGUAUAACUUAAACUUAUGUCAGUAAUUAUAAAGUAUUAAAGCUUUUUAGUCCACUGGAAUAAAGCAGUUCUUAAUCCA
This is a messenger RNA of Poecilia latipinna (sailfin molly), 2353 nucleotides long. It is a transcript of the gene ndufs8b, whose product is annotated as NADH:ubiquinone oxidoreductase core subunit S8b. Gene Ontology annotation, biological process: mitochondrial electron transport, NADH to ubiquinone; mitochondrial respiratory chain complex I assembly. Bases 28 to 666 code for a protein of 212 amino acids. Gene Ontology annotation, molecular function: 4 iron, 4 sulfur cluster binding; NADH dehydrogenase activity. The record is from RefSeq and is a predicted model, not a curated record. Gene Ontology annotation, cellular component: respiratory chain complex I; membrane. The transcript is spliced from 7 exons. Lineage: Eukaryota; Metazoa; Chordata; Actinopteri; Cyprinodontiformes; Poeciliidae.